AUGGUCCGGCGUUUCGCUUUGUCCUUGGCACUGGUCACCGGUGCCGGUGGCUUUGACAUCGAUGGCUGCACUAGCAUCGUCGUAAAUGCAGAUGCGAUGGCCGACGGCUCCGCCAUUGCAUCCCACUCGAACGACUGCGCCGAUUGCGAUUGGCGCAUGGCCUAUGUCCCAGCAAAAGACCAUCCGCCCCACUCCGAACGGAUAGUGUACGAUGCGGUCUGGAGCACUUAUCCGCGAAUUGUGGACCCUUCACGCUCGGAGCAGUACCAGCCUGGAGCUGGCAUCACAGCAUCCAAGGAACUUGGCCGAAUACCUCAGGUGAACCACACCUAUGCACUUUGGGAAGCCUCGUAUGGCUUGAUGAACGAGCAUGGUCUGGGACUGGGCGAGUCCACAUGCCCGGCCUUCUUGGUUGGGAAAGGAGUGUCCGAUGGCGGAACUGCCCUUUUCAGCAUUGGGAAUCUCAUGGCCAUCGCCCUGGAGCGCUGCAAGACUGCGCGCUGUGCGAUCCAGACUAUGGGUGAUCUUGGUGCCAAGUACGGCUUCUAUGGGGAGGAUCCCGGCUAUGGCGGUGCUGGCGAGGCCGUGACCCUGGUGGAUCGAACCGGUGAGGCUUGGGUUUUCCACAUCUGCGGUGGAGUUCCCAACAACGCGACCUCGGCACCCUGGGCGGGACAACGUGGUGCGCUCUGGGUUGCCCAGCGCGUGCCCAGUGGCCAUGUCGCCGUCAUUGCCAACAGCAUGAUCAUCCGCACAGUGGACUUGAAGGACAAAGAGAACUUCAUGGCGCACCCUGGAAUCGUGGACCUACUCAAGGAGUCGGGACUGUGGGAUGGCUUUGGGCCACUGGAUUGGCAGCACAUCGUCCAACCCGACUUGGCCACCUUUAGUUACUUCCCGGGGCUCGCGCCCAUCCCGAUGUACUCGACCCUGCGUAUGUGGGGUGUGUACCGCCAAGCAGCGCCGAACUCUGGUCUCCAAGCCACACCGGACUUGGGAAGCUUUCCCUUCUCCGUGCCGGUAGAGGGCAAAGCGACGGUUCAGGAUGUCAUGAACUGGUUCCGGACGCACUAUGAGGGCACAGAGUUCGACAUGCGCUAUGGCAGCUUGGCCGGCCCCUGGCAGUCUCCCAACCGUGCCGAGGGGGGCAUCGGCGCGCGAUCGGUUCCCGGACAGUUCGCCCGGUCCACCUCCAUUCCGCGCACCUCCUACACACAGAUUGUGCAGUCCGGUCCCAUUCACCAGCCGCGGGUCUGGUUCGCCCCUGACUGCUCGGCAUCUUCCGUCUUCGUCCCGUUCUUCUCCUCCGUCCUGGCGGAUGCGGAUGGCCGGUUCGACGUGGAAGCAUAUGGAACCGGCUCCCAGAAAUCAUUCGUCUUCUCGAAGCGCGACACUGUACGGCCGGCGUGGUGGGCUUUCGAUUUUGUGGCAAACUGGAUGGAGAUCUCCUACCAGAACAUGUCUGAGCAGUACGUUUACGCGGCGGUGCAAAGCACGCAGCUGCGCGUCGUAGAAGAAACCGAAGAAGCGCUUCGGAAAUCCGACAAGAUGCACGCCAAAUCUGCCGCGAAGCAUUUGGCGGAUUACCAGAGCAAGCUGCAGCGCAACAUCACCGAAGAAUGGUGGGCCUUGGCAGACAUGCUUGUAGUCAGAUACAACGACAUGUUCUACAACUACCCUCCGGAAACACCUCACCAGGUCUCUGACAUUGGGUAUCCGGCCUUCUGGCUGGAGAUGAUUGGCUUCAACCAGGAAUUCUACAGGCCUCACUGGGUUUUGCCCUCCCUGGUGCCGCCGUCACUUCUCCCUCAGAUGAUCAAGGACCAGCUGAGCAACCUAGCUCCGGUCCUCAAGUGGGGAGUUCGUGGCUACGGCAGCUCCGAAAGUGCAACCAGCAUUUCCGCUACGAGCGAGAGUCCACUUGUAAGCGUGGUCGUGGCGUGUAUGAUGUGCCUGGGCACCUAUGCACUGGGCUACUGGAGAGGCCGCCACACUGCUCCGGCAAGCCAUGAUGCCUACCAUCAUCUGAGCUCAUGA
This is a messenger RNA of Symbiodinium sp. CCMP2592, 2037 nucleotides long. The record is from the annotation of a GenBank genome assembly. Lineage: Eukaryota; Dinophyceae; Suessiales; Symbiodiniaceae.